This is a messenger RNA of Olea europaea var. sylvestris, 1047 nucleotides long. RefSeq lists its product as uncharacterized. The coding region runs from base 1 to 1047 and encodes 348 amino acids. The transcript is spliced from 4 exons. NCBI's taxonomy places the organism in Eukaryota, Viridiplantae, Streptophyta, Magnoliopsida, Lamiales, Oleaceae. The record is from RefSeq and is a predicted model, not a curated record.
AUGUCCUCAUUAUCGCAGCCAACAUCACAACCAUCACCACCUAAAUACCUCCAAAAAAUCAAAUCCAAAAUUAUUAGUCAUCGACAUCACCAUCACUACCAAGGCGCGGCGCCAGCACCCGACGAGUGGGCACAACCGCGCGUGCUGGCUCCGCCGGAAUCUACAGAGUCGUCGGUCUCCAAGAAGCCUAGGCAGUCACCACAGACGGUAGACCGCAGCGUGCUGUUGGCUGUUGCAACGUCAAAUCGGAACUGCCGAACUCGAAGGCCCGAAUUGCUCCAGAGUCCAGACUGUUGUGCAUCUAGUCCCACCACUCAUUCUAGUCGAGCACAAGAGUUAUUGAAUAACACAAAGAAGUCCCGGGCUCAAUUUAAUAUGGAUGAUCUUGUAUCUGAUCUAGGGAUACGCCCCCCUAUCGAGUCGUAUGAUCCUAAUAUCAGAGAUGAUGUUAGGAUGGCAUAUUUGGAGAAGGGUCCUUGUCAACCAUAUGGACAUGAUUUUCCAAGAAAAUCGAUGGGGAAUGAUAGUAGAUGUUUUCGGAAAGAAUGGUUCUCCGAAUUUCAUUGGUUGGAAUACAUUAUAGAAAAGGAUGUGGCGUAUUGUUUGCAUUGCUACUUGUUCAAACCCGAUAGAGGGGGUCAAGGGGGUGGCCAUAUAUUUACUAAGACCGGCUUUAGGGAUUGGAAGCACAAAAAGAUAUUGAAAGAUCAUGUCGGUCUCUUUGAUAGUGCUCAUAAUCAAGCUUUUGCAAAGUGUACCAACUUGAUGAAUCAAAAGCAAAGAUUGUCAUUUCGUGGUCAUGAUGAAUCGAAAGACUCUCUUAAUAGAAGAAAUAUAAUUGAGUUACUGAACUGGUAUGCAGCUCAUUGUAAAGAAAUUAAAGAAGUAUUAUUUAGUAAUGUUCCUGGAAAUGACCAAAUGACUUCACCAACCAUCCAAAAUGAUUUGGUUAAUUGUUGUGCCGUAGAGACAACAAGGGCUAUUAUCAAUGAGAUAGUUGAUUCUUUGUUUUCAAUUUUGGUUGAUGAGCUCGUGAUAAUUCUAUGA